UGAUGUUUUAUCCGGGUGGACGUCUCUUGUUCGUCGUCAGCGUCGUAAACAUUGUGGCGUCGACGUGCGGUGCGGUGCCGGAAUCUUCAACAGACAUGCCCAAGUUCAUAGGACCUAUUCUGAAUAUAACAGUUCCUGUUGGAAGAGAAGCAGUUCUUGAAUGCGGUGUCGACAACUUAUCAACUUUUAAGGUGGCCUGGCUCCGGGUCGACACUCAGACAAUCCUGACGAUUCACAGUCACGUGAUAACGAAGAAUCACCGGAUUGCUGUGACUCACAGCGAACACAGGACUUGGUACCUCCACAUCCGGGAUGUACGCGAAACGGACAGGGGAUGGUAUAUGUGCCAGAUCAACACUGACCCAAUGAAAAGCCAAGUAGGAUACUUAAAUGUAGUUGUGCCGCCCGACAUUCUCGACUAUCCGACCAGCACCGACAUGGUGGUGCGGGAGGGAUCCAACGUGAGUUUACGAUGUGCGGCCACGGGAUCGCCGGAACCGACCAUCGCCUGGAGGCGCGAGGGUGGCGAGACCAUACCCGUGGGGGGUGGUCAAGAAGUUCCCAGUGUCGAUGGAACCGUUUUCAACAUAAGUAAGGUGAACCGAUUGCAUAUGGGACCCUAUUUGUGCAUCGCAUCCAAUGGCAUUCCACCUUCUGUGAGCAAGAGGAUUAUGCUUAUCGUACAUUUUCCGCCAAUGAUCUGGAUCCAGAAUCAACUUGUCGGAGCAAUGGAGGGUCAACAAAUAACUUUGGAGUGCCACUCGGAAGCCUAUCCGAAAUCCAUUAAUUACUGGACUAAGGAUGAUGGCCACAUUAUUUCACAAGGAGCAAAGUACGAGCCGAGCAUCGUGGACAACGCUUACAAAGUCCACAUGAAGUUAACGAUUAAAGUUAUUACACCAGGUGAUUACGGAUCAUACAAGUGUGUGUCGAAGAACUCCCUGGGGGAAACGGACGGCACCAUAAAGCUCUAUCAUAUUCCAACACCAUCUACGACUAAACCAACCACUACUACUACAACUCCCGCACCAACUAAGUCAUCUCCAUUCAAAGAUACAGCAAAACAACGCGGUAGAAUCAAAGAUCAUAUCACUGACGUUAGCACCAAUGAAAUAUUAGAUCCAGAAGUAACGAAGGAAAGAGAUUUACGCCUUAGAAGCAAUCCGAGCGACACAAGUGCUGAACAAGUUGACAAUUUAGAUGACGACUUCAUGUUUUCUCUAUCAUGUGUGAACAAGUACAGUUACGUUUAUGUUUUAUUGUCUUUACUUAACUUAGCCAUUUAUUGGCUUAUGUAAUUUGUUGAUUUCCGUAGCGGUAGGUAAAUAACAACCAAUUUUAUAGGGUACUUCAACAGUGCAUAACUAGUCUUCAGUGAGUGGUUAGUUGGUAAACAAUAUUCCUACAAAAUUAAACACUGAAGUUAAUUUAAACCAAGAUUUUGAAUAUUUUAUUUUAUUACUAUUUUGGAAGUGUCCUGUAAAGUUAUUGAAGAAAUAUUUUAUUCUAGUGAAAAAUAUGUAAUAUGUGCCAGAUUAUGUUAAGCUCCACAAAAAAGACUUGAUUUAAUUUAAAACAUUAUUUUUAAUAAGGUCUUAUGUAAAAUUGUACAAAAUAUUCCUAUACAUUUUUUACAUAAUAAUUAUUGUAUAUAAUAAUUAAGAAUUUUGCAAUAAAUUGUUUAUUACAGUAUUAAACAGCCAAAAAUUUUAGGCAUUUAAAAUUUCAUCAAAAGAUUCAUACCGUUCAUUAACUGAAACCUUUUUGAAAUACUAAUUUGUUGUGUUUUCCUUCAUAAUAAAUAUGUUCAUAAUUAAGUUUUAUGUUUGUAGCGAUGUAAUUUAAUAUCAUGGCAAUAUAAAUAUAUUGCUAAUUUGUAUAGUUCAUUUCAUUGGCGUGUCUAAAUGAAGUACCUAAUGUAAUAUUCAUAUGAAACGAAAACUGACACAAUCAUUGUUACGAUGAUCAAAAUUAUAAUCAGUCGGUGUUUUCGCUAAUUUUGUAAUUAGAUUGAUGAAUAUUGACUUGAUUGUAAUGUAUUUAUUAUUAACGUGGGCCUGUGUUGCAAUAAUAUUGUUGCUUAAAUAGAUCGAGUGAAUUCGACAUUCCGUAGUUUUAGAUUCAAAUUAUAGAGUGUAUAGAAAAUAUUAGAUUAAAACUGUAAUAUACUUCCCGAUGUGGUUAUUUCACGAUUAACCCAUAAACUAUUGUUUAUUUUACAUAAAUAAGUUAUAAAAUUGUUUUAUGUUAAACGCAGUAUUUGUAUUUAAAUGUUUUAUGAUUUUAUUGUACAGUAAAAUUUAAUAUAAUCGUUUCGAUAAAUGUUUAUGUGUUAUACAAUAUUUUAAAGUUAAUCGUGUUAUAACAAAUCCAUCUAGAUUUAUAUACAGAAAAAUGUGUACAUUUUUGUAAAAUAGGUAGGAUUCGAAUUGUAUUCAAUGUGUUAUGAUUUGUCGUAUAAGUUACCUUAAGACUGAAAAUAUUAUUUGUAUCGAAUGAAUCCCUAA
Aethina tumida (small hive beetle) is the source of this 2507-nucleotide messenger RNA. Its product is annotated as lachesin. The record is from RefSeq and is a predicted model, not a curated record. The transcript has 10 exons. The coding region runs from base 3 to 1298 and encodes 431 amino acids. NCBI's taxonomy places the organism in Eukaryota, Metazoa, Arthropoda, Insecta, Coleoptera, Nitidulidae. Gene Ontology annotation, cellular component: neuron projection.